Messenger RNA from Exophiala aquamarina CBS 119918, 1206 nucleotides. RefSeq lists its product as uncharacterized. The transcript has 2 exons. Lineage: Eukaryota; Fungi; Ascomycota; Eurotiomycetes; Chaetothyriales; Herpotrichiellaceae. The record is from RefSeq and is a predicted model, not a curated record. Bases 1 to 1206 code for a protein of 401 amino acids.
AUGUUCGCGCUGGCCAAGCCGUCCAUCUGGACAGCAGGAUCCACUGAGAACCUCCGCCAGCUCUCCGCUCAGCUUCAUGUUUUAUGCGGCAUGGAUCUUGAAUCAGCAUGGCCCAGUCCCGAUGAGAUGGCAUGCCCUCACAUCCUGGAGGAGCAAGGUGUGAAUCCGAACCUGUUUCCUCUCCGCUUCGUCCAUCCAUACGCCAGGUCGAGAGUCUACGACCUCCGUCGAUACACGGACGGAAACAUGUGGGGGCCAUUCAUGAACGAUGGCUCGCAGCAGACCGACUGGGAGAAAGUCCAAGCCAUCAUGAUUGUCCUCGCUUUUAACCUGCGCAUCUACACGGAACGGAGUCUUCGACCUCGACCAAGGGGUCUACAAACUUCCUCGGUCUCUCCCGCGGGAUCCUCUUCAUCCACCACAUCCCAGCCAUCCACAUCGUCGUCCGCUUCGACGUCAUCCUCGUCAGCGGCUUCAACACCAGCCCCACGUGCCUCGUCGAGCAAACACAGUGCCCAACUGUGGGACGAACCCUUCCAAGGCAUCGCAAAGGACAGCUUCGUGUCUCAAUCUUUGAGCGAUGUCGGUGGGCUCAUCCCCGUGACGCUCGCACCAGCACUUCAUCCGGAGCUAGACGCACUCGACCCUUAUGGCGUGACUGGCACGUGGACGCGGAUCGUCUGCUUCCUGGACUACAACGACCUGUAUACCUUCAAUUUCGAAACCGAGGAUAUCCCAUUGACACAGGAGCGCGACCCUAUCACGACGCGCGAGGCCUUCCGCCUGAUCCGGCUGCAGUUGAGAGUCACGGCCAUCGAGGAGCCGGGCGAAGACGACGGCAAGGACUUCCCUGUGGUUCAUUUCCAGGGCACUAGUAAGAGUACCUUCAUGGCGUGGGAUCCAAACGCCAACUCGAGAAUUCGAGGCACAGUCCGACAAACACGUGGCGGCGCGAUCCGCUGGACAACGUUUUCAAUUUUCCAUGGCGAAGAACGCUGGCGGUCCGAGGGCGUGCAGAUCGGCGGGCUACGGUCUGGCCGGGGCGUGCUGGGCAACUGGUUCGACAAAGACUACGACAUCCACGGGCCCGCGGGUCCGACGGCGUUCUGGAAAAUCAGCGACGAUAUCGUCGAGGAGAAACCGCAGACGUUCACCGCGGCGCACUGGAAUCAUGAUCUUGUGCAUAUCAUUAUUUCGAGCCAGUGA